Messenger RNA from Diceros bicornis minor, 1186 nucleotides. RefSeq names its product G protein-coupled receptor class C group 5 member D (gene GPRC5D). NCBI's taxonomy places the organism in Eukaryota, Metazoa, Chordata, Mammalia, Perissodactyla, Rhinocerotidae. The record is from RefSeq and is a predicted model, not a curated record. The coding region runs from base 185 to 1186 and encodes 333 amino acids. The transcript has 3 exons. Gene Ontology annotation, molecular function: G protein-coupled receptor activity; protein kinase activator activity. Gene Ontology annotation, biological process: G protein-coupled receptor signaling pathway. Gene Ontology annotation, cellular component: extracellular exosome; plasma membrane; signaling receptor complex.
CAGGAACCUGAGUAAGGGCCUCCAGUCCUUCCGCCCAUUUGGGGAGCGAUUAAAGAAGCUGAGGUUGUCUCCUUCUUACUCACUGGCAGUCACAACCUCGCAGCCACUACAGCCUCAGCCUCCAGCGUGGACACAGAGAAGGGGAACAGAAGACCAUUCUUGGGAGGUCUACCUACAAGUUACCAUGUAUGAAGACUGCGUUGAGUCCACUGGGGACUAUUAUCUCCUCUGUGACACCAAGGGGACAUGGGGCAUUGUUCUAGAGUCCCUGGCGGCAAUAGGCAUAGUGGUUACAAUUAUGCUACUCUUGGCAUUUCUCUUUCUCAUGCGAAAGGUUCAAGACUGCAGCCAGUGGAAUGUCCUCCCCACCCAGUUCCUCUUCCUCCUGGGUGUGCUGGGGCUCUUUAGCCUUGCUUUUGCCUUCAUCAUCCAACUCAAUCAGCAAACUGCCGCCGUACGCUACUUUCUCUUUGGGGUUCUCUUUGCUCUCUGUUUCUCAUGCCUUUUGGCUCAUGCCUCCAACCUGGUGAAGCUAGUCCGAGGUAGAGUCUCCUUCUCUUGGACAACAAUUCUGUUCAUUGCUAUUGGUGUCAGCCUGUUGCAGAUGAUCAUUGCCAUUGAGUACGUGACCCUCAUGAUGACCAGAGGUACGAUGUGGGUGUGUAUGACACCCUAUCAGCUCAACGUGGACUUUGUUGUACUCCUGAUCUAUGUCCUCUUCCUGAUGGCCCUCACGUUCUUUGUCUCCAAAGCCACUUUCUGUGGCCCAUGUGAGAACUGGAAGCAGCAUGGAAGGUUCAUCUUCGUCACUGUGCUCAUCUCCAUCGUUAUCUGGGUGGUGUGGAUCUCCAUGCUCAUGAGAGGCAACCCACAGCUCCAGCGGCAGCCCCAGUGGGACGACGCUGUCAUCUGCAUUGCCCUGGUCACCAAUGCCUGGGUCUUCCUGCUGCUGUACAUCAUACCUGAGCUCUGCAUUCUCUACAGGUCGUGUAAGCAGGAUUGCCCUGUACAAGGCAAUGCCGGCCCAGUCCCAGCCUACCAACGCAGCUUCCGAGUGGAGAACCAGGAGCUCUCAAGAGCCCGAGACAGUGAUGGAGCUGAGGAGGAUGUAGCAUUAACUUCAUAUGGUACCCCCAUUCAGCUGCAGGUAAAUGUGCUCGUCUACGUUCACCAAGGAGGGACAUAG